Hypanus sabinus (Atlantic stingray) is the source of this 1683-nucleotide messenger RNA. RefSeq names its product serine/arginine repetitive matrix protein 3-like. Gene Ontology annotation, molecular function: mRNA binding. NCBI's taxonomy places the organism in Eukaryota, Metazoa, Chordata, Chondrichthyes, Myliobatiformes, Dasyatidae. Bases 1 to 1683 code for a protein of 560 amino acids. The record is from RefSeq and is a predicted model, not a curated record. The transcript is spliced from 11 exons.
AUGCACAACAACGGCGAAGGGUUGCCCUCUCCUCGGGAGAGCUGUACAAAUGGCUGCGGCCAGCAAGUCGUCUCUGCGGCCCCGCAAAGGAAGGAGAGUGGCCCGGAAUAUAGUGCCGAAGAGGACCCCAAGCAAACGGAGCCACUAGUGGUGAAAAAGGCCAACCGAGAAAUACUGGACCACGAACGGAAAAGAAGGGUCGAACUCAAAUGCAUGGAGCUUCAGGAGAUGAUGGAAGAACAAGGGUAUAACCAGGAAGAAAUACGCCAGAAAGUUGGGACAUUCCGACAGAUGCUGAUGGAGAAGGAAGGGGUGUUAACCAAGGAGAAUCCGCAAGAACGUUAUAUUAUGAAAAGGAAAUCAAGCAGUUCUCCUUCACCACCGCCUAAGAAAAAGAAGAAGAAAUCAGGACACUACAAAAUCCGCUGUGAAAGUUCAUCAUCAUCACGGAAAGAGAGAAAAAAGAAGAGUGGAAAGAAACACAAGAGAGACAGGUCUACAAGCCCUAAAAGCAAACGCAAAGACAGGAGCAAGCAAAGAAGGCGGUCACCCAGUGAGUCACCACCUCGGAAACCACAUAAAGCACGGAGCUGUUGCAGCUCCCGCAGUGUGUCUGCAUCGUCUGUAUAUAGCACUUCCAGAUCUCUCAGCAGUUCCCACAGCCCGUCUUCAGAGCCCAGAUCACAUUCCAAAAGCAAACACAGCACUAUGUCCAGACAGCUGAAGAGUCACAGCAGUGAGCGGAAGCCAUGUUGCACUCGAUCCAGUCCCAGUCAGUGUCCUCUGCAAGACCGACGCAACCGAUCAGUGACUCCCAGGGAGAACGGACACAAGGGUCCUUCGUGGAGUGACAGACACAGACAUCCACCAAACAGAUCACAGGAUAGCACCGACUCCAGGUCAUUGUCUCCAGGGAAAGAGCCCAGGUCGGCAUCAAAGUCUCCAAAGGCGAAGGAAGGCAAGCACUCGAAGCAUAACUCCAGGAGUUUCAGGUCCAAAUCCCCUAGGAGAUCCUCCGCUGAGGGCAGGCACGCAAAGCCCAGGUCAAGGUCAGCAUCCACACACAGGGCUUCCAGCCGGCGGAAGUCGAGCCUCCCGGCUCACAAAGUAUCUUCUCGCUCCCCAAGCCAAUCAGACUUCAGCAGUGACUCUGCAGAAUCUGUCGGCAGCCGAUCACGAUCGCACCACACGUCAGGCCGGAGUAAACGUGCACGAGCAAAGAAGUUAAGGCAGGCACCAAGUCGUCACCGUCGAAGGCAUUACGCAAGACGGAACAAGAGCCGCGGCCGCUCGCCAGGCAAGCACGAACAACCGAGCAGCCACAACGCGGACAAGAAGAAAAGCUCCUCCUACAGCCCCAGGCACAAGAGCAGCUCCAGGAGCUCCAGCACGUCCCGGUCCCGCUCAUGCUCGCGGCCACACGACAAGAGAGACGGGCGGAGCAAAUCUCGGUCGUCGCCUCGCAAGGAGCAGUCCAGAGAAAGGGAUAGUGACAUGGGAGCACGGCACCACGACUCUGAAGUAGAGAGGCAUCGGCGUCGAUCCAGAAGCUACUCGCCCAUUAGAAAGCGAAGGCGAGAUUCGCCCAGUUUCAUGGAGCCCCGUCGCAUUACAAGGUACAACACUGGCUGGGCCCAGCUGCCAUUCUUCACUGGGGUUUACUUCGGAAUUAGUUGGUUGUGA